This is a messenger RNA of Eruca vesicaria subsp. sativa (arugula), 1548 nucleotides long. The record is from the annotation of a GenBank genome assembly. Lineage: Eukaryota; Viridiplantae; Streptophyta; Magnoliopsida; Brassicales; Brassicaceae.
AUGAAAAUUGAAAACCACCAUGCUGCAGAAGAAGAAAAGAGAAGCGAUAGAUCAGUUAAGGUGUUGCUAUCUGGUAUGUUCACAAGGAAGAAGAAGAAGAGAGCAUCAUCGCCACCACCAAAUGAAGAUAUGAGAGGAGAGAAAACCAAUAAGAAUAUGCAUAUGUCUCUCUCUGAGAUGAUGAGGAAACUGAAACAUUCUUUCAAAAAGGAGAAACCGCAACAUGACAAUAAGAGGUUACUAUUACUGCAGGGGAAGAAUGAGAAGGGAAAUAGUUUAUCAACGUUCACAACUAAAGAUCAUUUCUUUCUUGAGCGGAUGACUUCAAUAUCUCAGAAGAGGUUAGAACAAGAACACCAUGUCGUCAAGAAGAAACAUGAUCUGUCUUCUAAGAAUACUGGAGAUUCCUCCGAUCAAAACUUGGGAACGAGUGAAGAAUAUACACGAGGAAAUAUUGUAUCGCUGCUUUCAGGGUAUUCAUCUCCUUUUAGGAGCCCUGGAAAAAUAUGGGACCAGAAUUCAACUCUGCUUUCCAGAUCUGUCUCAGUCUCAGACAAGUUUAUGAAGUCUGAACCAUUGGGGGACCAGAAGAAUACAACUCUGCUUUCCAGAUCUGUUUCAGACAAGUUUAUGAAGUCUGCACCAUUGGCAGAGAUAGAAGAAAGUGAUUCGUUAAGCCAAGAUAGUAGCAGCCCUUCCGUGUCCAAUAGCAGUCACAACUUCGUCACCUUUGAGAUAUCACAACUUGAAGCUUCUCAUGUAGAGAAAGAUCAUGAGAGCUCCCAUGAAGAGAGCUUACCACAACCAUCUCUUAUCUCUGCGGACUCACCAUCUCACUAUAUAUCUAGAACCGACGAAUAUGAAUUAGUUCUUGAGCCACACUUCAUUCAAUAUGAAAUUAGUCCAGCAAGAGGUGAAGCAAAGAGAGAGACUCUGUGUAACCAAUUUGAAGGAAAAGAUGAUCCAAUGGAUGAAAAAGAAAGAGUGUUUAAGUACGUUAAAGCGGUGUUGGAUGCAAUAGACUCAUGCUGGGAAGAUAUGUACCUGAAAACAGGAUUCUCCGACCAGAUUCUAAACCCGGCUUUGUUCAGCAACAUACCAUUCUAUCCAAGUCAGCUUUGUAGUGCUGCUGCUGCUAACCAUAACCAUGAGCUCCUCUUUGACUCCAUCAAUGAACUCAUCUUCGAGUUAUGCAGGUUUCCUCAGUGGGUUUCCUUUGUUAAACCAAGAACCCAAGUCUUGUCAUUCAGUGAGGAGAGUGUUGUUGACGAGGUUCAGAAAGAGGUGUAUUGUCGUCUCUCCCCGAAGCAAUUUGCAGAAUCGGUGGACGAAAUCAUGAGAGAAGACAUGGAUAAGCGCGGGAACUGGUGGUUAGACGUAAGAUGUGAGGUUGAGUGCGUUGGCUUUGAGACUAGUGAACUGAUUCUAAAUGAAUUACUGGAACAACUUGUGCUUGACUUUGUGAAGAUAGAUAGAUAGAUAGAUGAAGUCAUCCCCCUCUGUACUAGCUAGCAAUCACUUUGGAGAGAUGAGUAGGUGAAUGUCUCA